Aplysia californica (California sea hare) is the source of this 2861-nucleotide messenger RNA. Its product is annotated as filamin-C. NCBI's taxonomy places the organism in Eukaryota, Metazoa, Mollusca, Gastropoda, Aplysiida, Aplysiidae. Gene Ontology annotation, biological process: actin cytoskeleton organization. The record is from RefSeq and is a predicted model, not a curated record. Gene Ontology annotation, molecular function: actin filament binding.
UGCUCUUUGUGAAUACUGUAAACCAGGUCUUGCCCCAAAAUGGAGGGCAAUCAGCCCAAAAGACAGAGUACAAAACUGCAAGAACGCUAUGCAGCUUGCCAAAGACCAUUUAGGUGUGCCAAGGGUUAUAAGCGCUGAGGACUUUGCCAGUUCUGAGUUGGAUGAGUUGUCUGCCAUGACUUACCUUUCAUAUUUUAUACGCAAAAACUCCCCUGGAUACUUCUGCAUGCUCAACUGGGCUUGUAAACAACUCAAAACUACCAACAUCAGCAAUCUCUCGACUGACUGGAACAACGGCUUUUACCUGUGUGCUCUCGUCCACUCACUGGGUGGGGAAGUGCCGAGCUGGCCUCAGAUCGACACCAGUGACAAUGUCAAAACAUGCCAGCUGGGAAUUGACAGCGCUAAGGGUUUAGGCAUUGAGCCUAUCCUCACUGCCUCAGAACUGGCCGACCCAGGAGUGGAUCAUUUAGCCAUCAUGGCAUAUCUCAGCAAGUUUCAGGCCAUCAAACCCCGCAAGCCCAAAUCAGAGCGACUAGAACUUAUGUGCACAGUUUCUUCAGUGACGACGGGUGAAAUGGUAAAUUUUGACGUUAAAGCCACAGAGUCUGAUUUCGAGCAGUCAAAAGUGCAGAUGACAGUAGAAAAUCCUGGUGCUGACUCUCCCAAGUGUACAGUACAGUGGACGACAAAGACAUUUGGAUCGUGCAACUUUGUUCCGAAAGCUGCAGGAGAGUACAAAGUUCACAUACUGUACGAUGGUGAGGCUGUUCAAGGGAGUCCGCUCACAUUUUCUGUUCAGCCUGAUUUCAGCCAGUUCCGUCUUUUGGGAUAUCCAAGUCCUUGCAAGCUUGAUCAACCAUACAAGAUUGAGGUGCCUUGUCCAGUAGAAAUGCAGAGUAGUGUUGUUGUCAAAACAAAGGGUCCUAGUGGCAACGAAAACACUCUGACCCUUAACCCCGUUGACAGUAGCCUAAAAUCUUCCUUCAUACCUAAUACUAUUGGAGUUUGGAGUGUAACUCUUUACAUUGAGCAACAUGAAGUCUCUAUUCAGUAUUUAGAUGCCUUUGAUCCAAGCAAAGCUCGAUUAUUGGAUCCACCUGAACGCUGUAUUGUCGGGAAGGAAGUUUCUCUGGAAGCUGAGAUAGGUGGAUGCGGCCUCGACAAUGUGGAGGCAGAGGUUGAGUAUAGUGCUGGACGGAAAUUGGGUGAUGUCCAGGUGACUGGUAUUGGACUCACUCGUACGAUCACAUUCACUCCGACCGUAGCGGGACCCCACAGGGUUAAAACAACACUUGGCGGAGAACCAAUCAGGGGAACUCCUAAAACAAUAGAAGUGUCAGAUCCUGGGCAAGUGGCUGUGACUGGUGAUGGACUCAGGCAAGGGACCAGAGCAGUAGAAGCGUCUUUCAAUGUAGACAAGAAGGACUUGCAGGGAGACAUAGAUGUUUCUGUUGAGAUGAAUGGUCAGCAGCUGGAGGUGUACAAAGAAAGGAAACCAGAUGGUACUAUGGAUUACAGAUAUAUUCCCAAAAAAGCUGGCAUGUACAAAAUCAGUGUCAUGUGGGAAGGUGUGCAUGUUUCAGACUCACCUUUUGAGGCUCAUGUGACGGAUAAAUCGUUGGUGACCCUGCUCACUGAUGUACAGGAACUGAAGGAUGAGAAUGAUCACAUUGCUCUAGACUAUGGGAAGCUGUUUGUUUUGGACCUUGAUGUCAGCCAGGCGGGACCAGGGAUAUUUAAAGGUGAAGUUCUGAGUCCAAAGGGGAAGCUGAUUGUGAGUGUGAAGCAGACAAAAGAACAAGUUUCCAUGUCAUUCACACCACGUACCGAAGGUGACCACUACAUCCACAUGUAUUGGUCAAAUGUUCCCAUUGAGUUGAGUCCACUUCUCGGAUACUGCCCGGGGCCUCCGCUUCCUGUAGAUUCAAGCCAGGUCGUUGUGACGGGUCAAGGGGCGGAGUCUGCCAGAGCCACUGUGCGUGCUGAGUUCAUCAUUGAUGGAAGAAAGGCUGGACCUGGUGUUCCCAAGGUGACAAUGCAAGGUGUUCAGACAGAGCUGCCUGUGGAGGUGAAGCCUCUGAAGUACAACAGAUACCACUGCUCAUACCUCUCAGAAUUCCCAGGUAGUUUCCUCCUGUAUAUCUCAUGGUCGGACAAAAUGCUCCAGCGCUGCCCUAUCAAGGUCAAUAUCUUUGCAAAAGGGGAUGCUAAGAAGGUGACGGUCUCAGGAGAAGGGCUCAAUGGAGGUAUUGCAGGCCAUGAGCUGAAGGUGUUUGUGGACACUACUGCAGCUGGUCCCGGGGAGAUAACUGCAAGUUGUCAAAGCCAGCAUCAGACUGCCCGCUGUGACGUCAAAGAGAACAACGACGGUCAUUACACACUGAGAGUACUGCCCAUGGAGCCAGAGCGACACAUCUUACAGGUCGAGUACGAUGGAGUACAUGUGCCAGGUAGCCCUUUUGUCCUGAGAGUGGGUGAACCUCCUGACCCCAGCAAGGUCAAAGUGUUUGGCCCAGGUGUGGAGAAUGGUUUAAUCGACUGGUUCGAGUCCCGCUUCUUAGUGGAGACUCAAGGGGCUGGAGCUGGUCAGUUGGCCGUCAAAGUCCGUGGACCUCGAGGUGGAUUUAAAGUUGACAUGCGUAGAGAAACCAAGUCUGAAAGAACAAUAACUUGCAGAUAUGACCCAAGUGAGCCUGGUGAAUAUUCAAUCAGUGUUCGCUGGUCAGGUGUCCAUGUGCCGGGCAGUCCCUUCAGUGUGAACCUGGUAGAGACGAAGGAAGAACUACAUGUCAUCAUGAUGAGACAAGGGAAGGUUAUUGCAGAUGAGGAUGAUGAGUGGAGGGCGGAGAUUUAAAAAG